Paramecium pentaurelia is the source of this 1283-nucleotide messenger RNA. Lineage: Eukaryota; Ciliophora; Oligohymenophorea; Peniculida; Parameciidae. The record is from the annotation of a GenBank genome assembly.
AUGAAAUAUCACAAAGUUAAAUGGGACUAAGUACCUAUGGUUGAUGAAGCUAGCCAACAUUAUCUUGAUUAAUUGAAUUAACGAAAUCGUUUCCAUAACUUUCCUACCAACUAAUGGUUUAAGAGGAGAUCUGAUUAAGUAAAGCCUCAGUAUCUCUAUUAUCCUGAAGAAAGAAAAUUACAGAUGGAACUAAAAUAAAUUUUCAUGGUAUAUCAACUCAUUAACUUCCAUAGACUUUAGAUUGUAACAAUGAUGGUGUUCUUACUUUGGCUCAUCUGUUUAUGUUAUUCAAACACUAUGGAUAUGGAGUGAGUGUUAACGAUUUAUAAACCAUUUAUCAAUUUAUAGAUUAUAACAAGGAUAAAGCCUUAUCAUUAGAUGAAUUUAAAGGUCUUACAGAAAAUCAAGAAGCCUUGUAAGCAUUCAGAAAUAUGAUGCUUAAGAUUCAAAAAACCUUAGAAUAUACUGAAAAGUAUGUUCCAUUAUCUGUUGGAGCAAUGCUUAGCCAUAUUAGUUAUUUGGUUCAGAGAGAAAAGUAACUCAAAAUGAUUCUCAGUGAAUAAAGCAUCUCAAUUAAAUUCUAAGCUUUUCGUUAAUUAAUAUAAGAAACCGAAAAGAAAACCAUUGCAGAUGAAGCUUAUACAUUGUUUCUUAAAGCUUAAGCAGAAUUCUAAAGAAAACUUAGAAGAUAAAAUUCAGUAGAUUUAACAAUCAAAGUCAGAAAAUCAUUCUCAACUAUCAAUGGAUUAUAACCACUCUUGUUCAGAAAUAUGCUCAUGAAAGAUGCUAGUGAACUACAAGAUCUAGCUAAAAUGGUUAAAAUAUAAAGUAAAGUAAAUUAAGAUACUUUUCAAACUGUGACUGAAUCACUGGAUGAAAGUUCUUUAUCAAAUAUAGAAUCAACUGAAAUUGAAUAAGUAGUCAAAAAAGCUUAAUAAAAAGGGAAGCUCUAAGCUAAUCAAGAAAUUAGAUAAUUAUUAACUCAAAGAGAACUUCCUAAAAUAGCAUCAUAACAUAGAAAAUAAUUGAGUGUGGUGACAGAAGAUUUACCUCCUAUUUAAUUUAAUUUAAAAAAAUGUCAUUCUACAAAUAAUAAAAGUCUUUUAGAACGCUAAUUGAAACUAUAAAAAAUUAUUCCUGCUGAAGAAUUGUCUCAAUUUAACUUUCUUUCUUCAUCGAGAUCAAAUAAAAAUUACAGUUCAACAUAAGAACAAACCUCAUCAGAAAAUUAAGGAGGCUGGUCUAAUAGUAUUUUGUCUAUGAAAUUGCCAACUUUAUAAUGA